UUGAUAUAAGCAUCAUAGAAUACUUUAAAACUGGAGAAUCACUGGAUAAGAAGAAGAAAAAGAAAAUUCUUGACUUGUUCAAGUUUUUAGCGGGAGGAGAAAGCCCUACCGAAGCGGUAGAAUUGACUGUUCGUCGAAAUUGGAAUCUUCGCGAAGCACAGCUGAAGGCCAUAUAUGAAAUGGUAAAGCUUGUUGAAAACCCACCGAGUUUGAAAACUGGAAGUCCUGAGAAAAAAUUGGUUCUGAGUGUCCUUAUUAGCUCCAAUCUCCUUAGCUUUGUAGUUAGACUUCUUUGGAUACGCGUUCCUAAUGAGUUCACAGAGAACAGCGAACCUUGGAAUGCGGGAUAUUUCAACAGCCUGGUAGUCUUAAAACACAUUUUGACUCUUCCUCAAUAUACUCAAACAAACCGAUCACUAAUUGGAGAACUGAAUACAGUGGAAGCUGUGUUGGACUUCUGUGAUGCUGAUCUUGAUCUUCUAGCUUGUUAUCCAGCAGUCUGUGCAUUAAAAACUUUGAGUUGCUUGCACCGUGAAACUUGUGACAAAAUCAUCUCAUUAAAUGCACUCCCAAAGCUUGGAAACUUGAUUUCAAAAGAUAAUUGUCAAAAAAUGGUUGUCAAAGCCUAUAGGCGUGGAGUACGGCCAUAUGAAAAACGUGUUUUAGAUGAUCGAUAUGAUCAGUCUGAAGAAAACUUCAAAGAUUUCACUGUUCCUUCCAUUGCUGAUAGAGCACUGAAUGUUUUACGAUCCUGGAGCUGGAAAAUGCAGAUGUCAUGUUCUGUAGUAAUUUUACAGAUUGCAGAACAGAGUGAUAAAUACAGAAAACUUGUUUAUAAAGAAAAAACAAUACUAAAGGCCUUGAUAAAGCGGUUUAAAACUCCGGCAAUAACUGCAAACGAUUGCAACAUGAGUGCAAUGAGCGUGAAGGUUGUUGGCAUGUUGAGCUUGAGUGAGGAGUUAUGUUGGCAGUUGAUGGAUGGGAACAAUAUCAUUAAAUACCUGGAAGAUGGAAUCCUUUUGCCGGACAAUGGACCACUAAAUUCUUACUUGGAAACAAUAAUGCAACUGUCCACACACAGUGGCCGCUGCAGGAACAAAAUACUGGAGAGUGAGGAAGUUGUCCAAGCACUUGCAAGAUAUAUGUUCUCUUUCCACAAAGAGAUUCAAGGCCCAGCUCUACGUACCAUUGCAAACCUGGCAGAGUCCGAAGACCUGGCGAAGAACUUAAUAAAGUGUGGUGUAACUCCAAAAAGCAUCUCCAUAGUCAUCAGUUACCAUCAGCGUUCUUCUGUCCAACAUGCUAAAAAGAUAGAAAAAACACUGCAGCGUACCUGUGAAAAAGAGUGGAAGGAAGAGGAAGUAGCAUUUGGAAAAGAGCGUUUUGAAUUCUUCUCACGUCUGGACGAAGAUCAGGCGCAAAUUCUGAAGGACCAAGGCAACAAGAAUUUCAAACUGGGCUUAUUAGACGAAGCAGUGAAACUUUACACCGAGGCAUUAAACUUAGUCCCCUACUGCUUGGAAGUGAACAAUGCGAGAAAAGAUGGAUCACGUUGGUGGGUUUUACCAGCCGUGUUGUACAGUAACCGUGCGCAGUGCCACCUGAAUAACGCUGACUGGGAGAGUGCUUUGAAGGAUUGUAACGAAGCAAUGGCAAGAUGCCUGGAAGACAACGAGGAGUCCGAAAAAAUACUUCUAAAAACUAUGUUCCGUCGCUCUAGAGCAUGGAUGGAGUUAGGCCAGCUCUUCAGAGCCCUAAAUGAUAUUUCUCACUGUCUGAGAAACCAAACGCCCGGUGAAAGUAAUUUCCAAUCAUAUUACUGGGAGAUCAUGGUAAAGUACCGUACUGCAUGUGGCAUAGAACCUAUCCGUCGCUGUGGCAACUGUGUCGGUGGAGAAGGAGACAAAUUAAAAAGAUGUGGAAACUGUGACGAGGUUUACUGCAGCCGUGAGUGCCAAGUGUUUGCUUGGGAACUGGGCCAUAAGACCUAUUGCAGAAAAUAAGGAAACCGGGAAAAAAGACAAAGAUUUCCGCUAAAUACUGAAAACUAUAAUACUUUGAGAAAAACUAUCGUGGUUAACCACCGAAAAAUUGUUAUGUUUGGGGGAUCUACUUCCCUUUGGUGUCUAAACAAUCCUCAAACUCAAAGAGGAUAAACUUUUUUUUUAGGUUUAGUUUAGGAUAAGGGAUAAAACUUUAAAAGGUCAAACUUGGCCGAAGAAUCUACUCUUUACUGUUACCGGCGAACUUUAAGAAGGUUUGGCCAUAUCACUUAAGUAAACAAGAGCGCGCGAGGUUAAUUCCAUAGGCAUGCUAUAAGGGUCAGUGAUGUGGCGGUUGCUAGAGGAUACUAGCUCUGGCAACUGAAAGUUAGCCAGUGUGAGUCUUAUCCUGUUCCAGGUACUGUAUAUUGGUUGUAAACAGACGCAAUAGGUCUCGGAAGGGAAGGACUUUGGUUUAAACUGUGGUCGGUUCGUUUAGCAAUGUAGCAUUUGGCAUUUAGCAUGUAGUAUUCAGCAUUUGCCAUUUGGCAUCUAGCAUUUAGAAUGUAGCAAAUAGUAUAUAGCACUUAGCAUUUUGCACUUAGCAUUUGGCAUUUUAGCACUUAGCAUUUAGCAUUUGGGCGUCGUAUGUCCAUAUUUCCCUAAUAAUUUCAGUUGUUUGAGGGUUUUUUGUAAAUACAUUUAGCCCUCGAUAUGUAGCUAACAAUCUAAUCUGCUAGAACGUAUGUGAUUGCAGAAGACUGGGUCAGGUUGGUAGAAAAACGGGGAGGAGGGCUGGUUGGCUUUGAAGCAGACAGUAUCCCCUUUCUAAUACUUUUCUUUCCUCUCGUCACCUUUGGGGUUGAGAUUCUAUUGAUAUUGUUCGAAGAAUCUACUGAUUUGUUGCCCCCACGGAUUAAAACGGUCAAGUACCCUCCUUCCCUCUUAGGAAUGCAUACAAUAACUUUGCGUUACCACGUAAGUGAACUCUUACUGGAACAACUGUUUCUACGAGCCACUCGGUCCUGCGCUUUAAGUAUGAUUGAAGUAUUUUCUUGUAGUGUAGAUUUGAGUAUCGUUGUUAACAGGCUAGGGGUAGUGUUCUAUGAUAAGAUGGGAUUGAACUGAAACACGUAAGUUCGUGUACCAAAUCGGUUAACCCAUUAGACCCUAAGAAUAACCAGUAUCUAAUUUCUUCUAAUGGUCGUACUGCUGAAUCAUGCAUGAAGAUCAUGGAAACAAAGGAAAUGAUCGCCAACCCCAGAAGCGUUGAUUAAUAAACGAAUUCUUCUUAAAAAUACCAAAGAAGAUGACCCUUGCUUGCCAUAGAGUCUCUUUGGCUCAGCGGUAAAGCAUCGAAGCGCGGGGUACGGGGGUCUGGGGUUCGAUUUCUCGUGGGGGCUCGGACUUUUUUCCUUGUCCAGCGCUCGUGACUAGACGAAAACACAGCUUUCUACCAAAGAGAAUGUGUUGAGAAAAAUAUGGAGAACAUGGUGUUAGGGUGCAGAGGGUUUUAAAAAGCUUGUUUUAACGACUUAUGCCUAAAAUUGUCAGACUUAGUAUAAAGAGUCAAUAAAUGGAUUUCAAGAACAAAGGCAGUAUUUGAAGACAACCUCGACCCCCUUUGUAUUCGACUGACCAGGUACAUUUCUUUGGUGGUGGUUUUGAAAUACUCUAUGCUAAGUAAGCCAUAAGGUAACAAGAUUUUCCUUCUAAAAAGAGAAUACAAGGUCCAAUAUCAA
Stylophora pistillata is the source of this 3724-nucleotide messenger RNA. RefSeq lists its product as uncharacterized. The record is from RefSeq and is a predicted model, not a curated record. NCBI's taxonomy places the organism in Eukaryota, Metazoa, Cnidaria, Anthozoa, Scleractinia, Pocilloporidae. Gene Ontology annotation, molecular function: protein binding.